Lepisosteus oculatus (spotted gar) is the source of this 3785-nucleotide messenger RNA. RefSeq names its product iroquois homeobox 6a (gene irx6a). Gene Ontology annotation, molecular function: DNA-binding transcription activator activity, RNA polymerase II-specific; RNA polymerase II cis-regulatory region sequence-specific DNA binding. NCBI's taxonomy places the organism in Eukaryota, Metazoa, Chordata, Actinopteri, Semionotiformes, Lepisosteidae. Gene Ontology annotation, cellular component: nucleus. The record is from RefSeq and is a predicted model, not a curated record. Gene Ontology annotation, biological process: regulation of transcription by RNA polymerase II; neuron differentiation; positive regulation of DNA-templated transcription.
UCAUGAGGAUGUCCCGAGUCUUCGGCGAAAAUUAAGCGCGCUGUUUCUCCUAGGCUACUCUUAGCUGCCUCCACACGGGCUCCGCGCCGAUUCAUUUGAACAGCACCGCAGUCUGCACACUUUCAUCUGUACUUGAUGCGCCCGGAUAUCUUCAUAAGAAACCCCCUCUCCCCGCCGUCUUGAAAAACAACAGAUCGAUCCCGCUGGCGUUAAAGUACGCGUCGAGGAAAGUUUGUGUGCCUGCGCAUGUAUGUACAUUGAUUGUUCACCUGCGUCAUUCCCACUGAACAAUAAAGCCAGAAAACGCGCAGCUGCCUUCAUAUAAUGACCUAAAAAAUUAAAAGGAUUAAAGGACAGGUUUAAAUGGGUUGAAGGUGUACAUCUCUAUUUUCCCGCACACGAGAAUAAACGCAUACAGGCUGACCAGUUUGGCUGUGUCCGUGUGCUAACUUAAUUUACUUAAUUCAGUACAAAGCACACCUCAGCUAUAAUUACUUCAGGGUGGAAAGAGACCGUCAAAACCCUUUUACAGAUCCUGUCUUUUGUGCUGCAAUGUACCACAGCACAACCGGACACGGGCGUGCAGAGCACACCUAAGGAAAGGCGAUGUUAGAUAUGAUUGGCAAAGACAUUAUUCUAUCCUUGCUAUCCUGCCGUUCCGGGAUUACUGUGACGUCACAUUGAUACCCUUGCAUGGAUGAAUGCUAAAGAACUAUAGAGGCACAAAUAAUAGCACGAGAAGAGCCCAUAUCUUGCAAGACUUACGUUAUCGUUUUAACCCUCUUCAGCUAAAGCACAAUAUCAGUAUUUUUUGUUACCGUUUUCUUUUUUUAAAAAAAUUCUACCUUUUAUUAUUUCCUUCGGUGGAUCAAAACCUCCUUACUGCAGUGAACUGUAUACUACAUGUCAUGCUAAGUCUUCUAAGUGCAAUGAUGUAUUAUUGAGCAAAAGGCCGUAGGUGGAAAUGUGUGUAAGAAGGUGCUUUUGAAGUAGAUUUGGUUACAAUCGAUCGGGGGAAAAUAAUAUUGCCGAUGGUCACGAAAGAAGCAGCUAUGUCUUUCUCUCAGUUCGGAUAUCCUUAUAACGCAACUUCUCAGUUUUUCGUGUCAGCAAACUCCAGUACGACUUGCUGCGAUUCAGUUUCCAGGUCGGUAUCGGAAGGGUCCACCAGCUCAGCGCAAGCUGCGGCGGCUCUCUGCUGUCCGUCUUACGAGAACCGGCUGCUGGCGAGCACACGGACCGAGCUCAACGCGGCUCUCGGUGUGUACGGUUCCCCUUACGCCGCGGCGGCUGCCGCCAGCCAGAACUACGCCAACUACUUCUCCUACAGCCCGGACCCCGCUGCUCUGUACAGCACGCUGAACCCUCAGUACGACAUCAAGGAAGGAGCUGGAAGUUUGCACUCCGGGAUCUCGCAGUCUGCCGCCUAUUACCCCUACGAGCACUCCCUGGGACAGUACCAGUACGACAGGUACGGGCCUGUGGAUUUCAAUGGCACAGCCAGGCGAAAAAAUGCCACCAGGGAAACCACCAGUACCCUCAAAACCUGGCUGUACGAGCACAGGAAAAACCCGUACCCCACCAAGGGGGAGAAAAUCAUGCUGGCCAUCAUCACCAAAAUGACCCUCACGCAAGUGUCCACCUGGUUCGCCAACGCCAGGAGAAGGCUAAAGAAGGAGAACAAGAUGACCUGGUCUCCCAAAAACAAAGCAGGAGAUGAACGAAAAGAGGAACUUGAGAAACAGGACCAUGAAAAUGACCUGGACUCUGUCAACAAAGAUGCCAAGGAGUGUAAAGAGGAGAAGGAUCUGAGGCUGAGUGACCUCGAGGACAUGGACGAUGAGGACUGUGACAAGCUGGACAGCGACGGCGAGAAGGCGUCAAGGGGCGAGCCAGGUCUCCGGAGAGCCCUGGCCACCGAGCCUCCAAAAAGAGACUGCAGCCUGGCCCUGGCCAUCCCCAAUAACCUUCACGCAUUUCCGUGCAAUAACAAGGGCCUCGGAGCUGUGGCGUCAGACUUCUUGGACAGUCCCGUGACUAAACCAGCAGGGGUCGUCCCCACCACUGGUGUAGCCCUGUCGCAUUUUGAAGCAGCGGAGAAGCCCAGAAUCUGGUCUCUGGCCCGCACGGCGGCCACCAGUGUCAUACUGGGUCCCACCCACAGCAGUAGCGAGGCCAGGACUGGUGGCAUGGACUGCCAGCUGCAAGCCGGAAGACUUUCCAUGGUGAGUGGGGGUCAGUACAGAGAACUGCGGUGCCUUCAGGACCUGCCGAAUUCUGAAACGUCGUUUCCAGAUGCACCUCACUCCCACAGCAAGAUGUACAGAACUCCAGGGCUUAAUUAUAAGCCCCUGCAGCUCCACUGCUCCUCAUACCCAGUGCUACCCGAAACCUGCCAGUACUCGUCUCUCGAAGGCUUUGGAAGAAGCGCAAAAUCGGAGCCAGACUCCACAGACCUCAGAGACGCGUGCUCAGUGCAGCAGGACGACAAAGUCACUGCGUUCAGGCCUGUGCUGAAGAGGUGAGGAAGGUUGACAGAGGUGUAGCCGAUAACCGCUGGGAAAAUCGUGUAACUUCAAUAAUGCACUAAGAAUCUGCGACAGAGAAACUAAGCUCCGAGCUGUCAGCUGUGACUUCUGCGACUUUUUUAGUCACCACAGAGACUCUAGAAACUGUGAAUGCAGCCAUAGAAUUUUUGCACAAUAUUGUUUAUGCUGAGGGCGUCUGUAUGCAAGUCUUAAUAAGAAUGCAACGGUUUCGGAACUAGAACUAGUUUCUUAUUUAUGCACUGGGCAAUCGUAGCGUAGAAUUAUAAUUUAUUUAUUCUUUCGUAAUUCAUGUGUCUCCUCAAUGACAUCAUCUGAUUAUGUUGCAAACGUGUUAUAUGUAUUGCUAGAUGUCAUAUUUUUAUGUUCAAUUAAAAAAAAUGCUUAGCGUUUUUAUAGGUCGUUGCGUCCAGAGAGGAAUCUUCCGGAAAACAUUGCGUGUCGUUACUUUAAAAAUACAAAAUACACCGUGACUUUUCUCCGAGAGUUUGUGAGAUUUUUCUGUCAUGUAUAAAAUAUUUUAUAAGAAUGCAAUUAAAAAAUGUUUCUGAGUCCCGAUUUCCAGUUUGAUAUACAUUCAAACGGCGAAUUAAAAUGUUGCUAGUUCAGCUCUUGAUCAAAGUUUAUCUUUUUGACUCGAUUCAUAAAAAUGGAGCAUUGUUAGUAGGUCAUAAUUCAGUCAAGGGCAUUAAUGAACUUUACAAGACAAGGAAGAAAGAGGACAGCGUCUCUCCAUUGUCUUUAUUUAAUUAGAAAUGGCAUCAGACACUUUCCUACUGUUCAGACUAAAAACGAGGCAGGAAUACGGAAUGAAUGCAUCUUUGUUCCCUGUGUCGAGGAGCCGUUGCAAUAAUUCAAUAAUUGUGGUAACUAAGAGGUCACUUAUAGAUCACACCGAUAAGGACCAUUCUCGUGGUUCAUCUGGGUCAACAACCGCUUUAACUAUUUUGUGGUCUCUGCAGUCUUACCCAGUAACUGCCAUUAUAAAACUGCUGUAAAAUAAACCCACAUUAGUAUGCCAUUGUAUGUUCGUGUAUUUGAGGCUGUACGCGUAGUCAUCGGAGUUUCACUUGUGGAGGACAAAUGAGAGGAAAUGGAACGUUAUAUAUAUAACAUUAAAAGCAUGCUGUAACCGCACACUAAAUGUUUUUGUUUUAUGUAUGGAUAAAGUAUGAGGCGCGGAGAGGGGGUUGUUUUCAAAUCUCUUCCAUUUUUCUAGAUUUUAAUUAAAAAACACCU